This is a messenger RNA of Penicillium samsonianum, 1122 nucleotides long. Its product is annotated as putative mitochondrial export translocase Oxa2. Gene Ontology annotation, cellular component: mitochondrial inner membrane. Lineage: Eukaryota; Fungi; Ascomycota; Eurotiomycetes; Eurotiales; Aspergillaceae. The record is from RefSeq and is a predicted model, not a curated record. Gene Ontology annotation, biological process: mitochondrial respiratory chain complex IV assembly; protein insertion into mitochondrial inner membrane from matrix. Bases 1 to 1122 code for a protein of 373 amino acids. The transcript is spliced from 2 exons. Gene Ontology annotation, molecular function: membrane insertase activity.
AUGUAUGCUCUCCGCUCAUCACAGGCUCUGCACUUAACGCGGCGAGCCAUACAAUUGCCUCGCUCGCAAGUUAGACACUUCCACCAAACAAGACCAGCCUCAUCCUCCAUCGUCGACCUUGCACUAGACGGCUCUACCGCAUUUAUUCACGGCGUCCACACUGUUUCAUGUCUACCAUGGGUUGCCUCAAUUCCUCUAACGGCCGUACUUGUUCGUACAUUUGUCGGGUUGCCUAUCCUGUUAUACACUCGACUCCAUCGUCACCGCGAAAAGAAAAUAAUGCCAAUUAUAAGCGCUUGGACGAAAAGAUAUGCAAAGAAACAGACGGCUGAGCGCAACGGCGCGAACUUGGAGAGAUUCAAGAAUUUAUCAACUGCUGAAAUAAAAGUACUUGAUAUAAGAAAACGAACAGUUCAGCUUCAAAAGCGUUGGGGAGUAUCCGGCAAGCACAAAGCAAUCAGCUUUCUACAGAUACCUGUUUUCAUUGCGCUCAUGGAGAGUCUGCGCGGGAUGAGCGGCAACAAUAACGGCAUCAUUGCCUGGCUGUCGUCGUUCAUCGAGUCAUCGCCAGACCCUGCCUCCGCAGCUCAAUCCCUGCAUUUAACCAUCGAGCCCACUCUUGCGAACGAGGGUGCCCUCUGGUUCCCGGAUUUGCUGGCAGGUGACCCGACAGGCGUGCUGCCAUUUUGUCUGACUGCGUCGAUAUUGGGGAACGUUCUGAUGGGAUGGAAAGUCCAGCCUUGGAGGCACAUCCCGCUCCUUCCAAAGAACGAGAUGUACAAACAGAUCUUUUUCAGCGGUUUGCGGGCCUUUGUCAUAGUUUUGACAUGCUAUAUCGGCUUUGCAAGCUUUGUUCAAGAGAUGCCAACUGCACUUAUGCUCUACUGGAUCACCAGUACCAACGUUGCUACGCUGCAGACUUGGGUACUGGACAAUAAGGUGUUUUCACCCGUGGUGUACAACCGAUUCAUCGAGAAAUCCAUCGCUUUCGAGAAGCCGGGCGAUAAUGACCCUUUCCACUUCAUCAAGAUGGAGGCCACAUUCACACCCCAAUUUGACAGCAAGCUCAUGUCAGGCCUGAUUCAGCCCAUGGCCCCUGGGCGACUGGUACAGAUCUUAUGA